Molecule: messenger RNA, 2987 nt
Organism: Nematolebias whitei (Rio pearlfish)
Lineage: Eukaryota; Metazoa; Chordata; Actinopteri; Cyprinodontiformes; Rivulidae
Product: aminopeptidase Ey
Exons: 23
Coding region: 25-2868 (947 amino acids)
Biological process (GO): proteolysis; peptide catabolic process
Cellular component (GO): cytoplasm
Molecular function (GO): zinc ion binding; metalloaminopeptidase activity; peptide binding
Source: RefSeq, a predicted model, not a curated record
GAGACUGGAUCAGAACCAGGCCCGAUGGAGAAAAGCUGCAGAGUCAGCUGGCUGUGCGUCCUCUGCGUGGUCCUGGCCCUGGUCUCCGUGGCAACCAUCGUCACCUUGUGGACCAUCGCUCUGACAGGAGGCAAAGGAGAUGACGUCACAGCUCCUUGGGACAGGUACCGCCUGUCCUCGGCUUUGGUCCCAGAGUUCUACAACAUCUCCCUGUGGCCUCGGCUCAGGCCUGACCCGACCUCCGGCCUCUACCUGUUCACAGGACACUCCGUUGUGCAGUUUGUGUGUCAGGAAGCAACAGAUCUGAUCCUGAUUCACUCCAACAAACUGAACUACACAAGGACGGGCGAGGCUCCGGCUGUCAGCCUCACCGCUGCAGAAGGAGGUUCUGCUCCAAAUAUCAGGUCCACUUGGCUGCAGCUGAAGACUCAGUUUCUGGUCAUUGAGCUGAGCAGCAGACUGACCCCGGGGCAGAAGUACCAGCUGACCGCUGAGUUCACCGGAGAGCUCGCUGACGACCUGGCUGGAUUUUACCGGAGCGAAUAUGAAGAAGACAGAGUCAGGAAGGUUGUUGCCACCUCUCAGAUGCAUCCGACGCACGCCAGGAAGACGUUCCCUUGUUUCGAUGAGCCGGCCAUGAAAGCUGUUUUUUACAUAACCCUCAUCCACCCGCCUGGAACCGUAGCCCUGUCCAACGGCUAUGAGACAGAUGUUGCUCUCAUGUUUGCUGAUGGAGAAGCUGUGCUGCACACCAGGUUUGAACCAACCAAGAAGAUGUCCACCUACCUGCUGGCCAUCAUCGUCUCUGACUUCACGCACCUGAACGCCACGCAAGGACCCACUCAGAUCCGUAUCUGGGCCCGCAGGAAGGCCAUCGAGCAGGGUCAGGGAAACUACGCCCUGAAUGUAACCGGACCUGUGCUGAACUUCUUCCAGUCCUACUACAACAUCUCGUACCCUCUGACCAAGUCAGAUCAGAUUGCGCUGCCAGACUUUUAUUUUGGUGCGAUGGAGAACUGGGGUCUGGUGACGUACAGGGAGACCAACCUGCUGUAUGAUCCUGAGACUUCGUCCAACAGGAAUAAAGAAACCACCGUCACCAUCAUCGCUCAUGAACUGGCCCACAUGUGGUUCGGGAACCUGGUGACACUGAGCUGGUGGAACGAGGUCUGGCUGAACGAGGGCUUUGCUUCGUACGUGUCAUAUCUGGGAGCCGAUUACGCCGAGCCGGACUGGAACGUGAAAGACCUGAUCGUCCUGGACGAUGUGCACAAAGUGUUCGCUGUGGAUGCUCUAACAUCGUCUCAUCCUCUGACCUCUAAAGAAGACAGCAUCGUCCUUCCAGAACAGAUCAUGGAGCAGUUUGAUACCAUCUCCUACAGCAAGGGUGCUGCAGUGCUCAGGAUGCUGUCAGACUUCCUGUCAGAACCCGUCUUCAAACAGGGACUCAGUAGUUACCUCAGAUAUUUCUCCUACAGCAACACUGUCGGCAUUAACCUGUGGAAACAUCUGGAGAAGGCGGUGAAGGACAACAACGUGUCGCUCCCUCGUCAAGUCGACGCCAUCAUGAACCCCUGGGUGCUUCAGAUGGGCUUCCCCGUGGUUACCAUAGAUACGAGCACUGGAAAGGUUUCCCAAAAGCACUUCCUGUUGGAUCCAGAGUCAAAUGUGACGGUGCAGUCACCUUACAGGUAUGAGUGGAAGGUCCCUGUCCGCUGGAUGAAGGACGGAGAUGUCCACAAAAACCUCUGGUGGCUGAUGGAAAAAGAAGCUGUGAACCUGGACAUGAGGACUGGGGCUUCGUGGGUUCUGGCCAACAUCAACAUUACCGGGUACUAUCGGGUCAACUAUGACCUAGGAAAUUGGGAGCGGCUGUUUGCUCAACUCAGCUCAGACCAUCAGGUGAUCCCAGUGAUCAACAGAGCUCAGCUGGUGGAUGAUGCCUUCAACCUGGCCAGAGCUAAGCUGGUCUCCACCACUCUGGCCCUCAGGACCACCUCGUACCUGUCCCAGGAGACCGAGUACAUCCCCUGGCAGUCUGCGCUCAACAAUCUGCAGUACUACGAGCUGAUGUUGGACCGAACCGAGGUCUACCAGCCCAUGCAGGACUACAUCAGGAAGCUGGUAACGCCGCUCUUCUUUCACUUCAAGAAUGUGACAUCAAACUGGAGCCAUGUUCCUGAGAAACACACAGAGCAGUACAACCAGGUGAACGCCCUGCUCACAGCCUGCAGGACCGGACUCACCGAGUGUCAGAACCUAAGCAGCACCUGGUUCAGACUCUGGAUGGAAAAUCCUCCACAUAACCCCAUUCAUCCCAACCUGCGCUCAGCAGUGUACUGCAGCGCUGUGGCUGCAGGCGGUCAGACCGAGUGGGACUUCGGCUGGUCUCAGUUUAAGAUGUCGUCUGUAGCCAGCGAGGCAAGUAAACUCCUGUCAGCUCUGGCCUGCAGCAACGACACGGAGCAGCUGAAGAGGUACCUGUCGCUCACGCUGAACUCCUCCAUGAUCCGUAAGCAGGACGCCACCUCCGUCAUCACAGCUGUGGCUGCUAACAGGGCGGGACAGAGUCUGGCCUGGGACUUUGUCCGAGACCAGUGGGAGUACCUGUCCACAGAUUAUGGUGUCGGCUCAUUCUCCUUCGCCUCGUUGAUCUCUGGGGUCACAGCGAGGUUCUCCACACCAGCAGAACUACAACAGCUGCUGGACUUCGUGGAGGAGCACGAGGCUGCAGGGUUCGGUUCUGCGUCACUGGCUGUGGAUCAGGCCUUGGAGAGGACCGAGGCCAACAUCAAGUGGGUGCAGCAGAACAAACAGGAAGUUCUGGACUGGUUCCUCAGCCAGAUAUCAGAACAUCAGCAGAACUAACUGGGAGCUGAGAGUCGAGGUGGGACAUUUAUAAAGCAGAGCCGAAGAACGAUGUCGGGAUCAGACUGUUUGUGCAAUGAGCCUUUUUAUUGGCCCGACUCGUAAAUCCACUCAGAACC